Messenger RNA from Anopheles nili, 1698 nucleotides. Its product is annotated as skin secretory protein xP2-like. The transcript has 2 exons. The record is from RefSeq and is a predicted model, not a curated record. Lineage: Eukaryota; Metazoa; Arthropoda; Insecta; Diptera; Culicidae. The coding region runs from base 23 to 1054 and encodes 343 amino acids.
UUCUAUACACUUUUUGCUCAAAAUGCGAAUGAUUAUUGUUCCUUGUUGUCUUGCCCUUUUUGUGGCACUAGUCGCAUGCGAGGGUACUGCUGCAGAGGACACGAAGGCGGAGGAGACCCAAGUUGAGACGAAGGAAUCGCAGAAUGUGGAGAAGCGCGGUCUGCACUCUUCCUUUGGCGAUUUCGGCCACGACUUCGGUGGACACGAUGACCACCAUCACCACGAGCACAUCAAGACGGUGACGAUCGAGAAGAAGGUCCCGGUGCCGUACACCGUCGAGAAGCACGUCCCGUACACGGUCGAGAAGAAGGUGCCGUACGAGGUGAAGGUCCCCAUCCCGCAGCCCUACAUCGUCGAGAAGAAGGUCCCGGUGCACGUCAAGGAAGUGGUGAAAUACCCAGUCCACGUCCCGGCUCCGUACACCGUCGAGAAGAAGGUCCCGUACGAGGUGAAGUACCCAGUCGACAAGCCGUACGAAGUGAAGGUGCACGUGCCCCAGCCCUACACCGUCGAGAAGAAGGUGCCCUAUGAGGUGAAGGUGCACGUCCCAGUCCCGUACACGGUCGAGAAGAAGGUCCCGUACGAGGUUAAGUAUGAGGUGCCAGUCCCGAAGCCGUACACCGUCAUCAAGAAGGUGCCCUAUGAGGUGAAGGUCCCAGUUGACAAGCCCUACAAGGUGGAGGUCCCCAAACCGUACCCAGUUGAGGUGCCCAAACCGUACCCGGUCAUCGUCGAGAAGAAGGUGCCGUACGAGGUGAAGGUCCCGGUCGACAAGCCUUACAAGGUGGAAGUGCCCAAGCCCUACAAGGUGGAGGUUAAGGUGCCCUACCCAGCUCCGUACACCGUCGAGAAGAAGGUGCCGUACACCGUCGAGAAGCCGAUCCCGUACGAGGUGAAGGUCCCGAUCGACAAGCCGUACCCAGUGUACAAGGAAGUCAAGGUCCCAGUCGAGAAGGAGGUCCCAUACCCCGUGAAGGUCCCAGUCCAUGUACCAGUCCAUGUUCACAAAGAAGAACACCAUGAUCAUUCGUAUGAACACCACGAUCUGCACUAAGCGCUCUAUCCUCUUCCCUCACCAAUCAUCCCCCAAAUCCCGACCGGGCGUACCGCUGCAGGUUGGAGUCACUUGUUGUUUUUAGUUAGUUGUUGAUCGUUCAUCACUGCCGUAGAAGAAGACGCGCAUGGUUCCUGUCGUGCGGUCGCACUAGCGCGCCCCCGUCAUCUCAUAGUAGUCCCCCCUGUUUUCGCCUCAUAAUACCUAAGACCGAGAUGUACGAGAUGUAGACGUUCAUCCGUUUUCAUUUUGUCUCCCACCCCCACCGAGCUGGGGGUGGGCUUUAUUGUUUUAUAAUUUUUUUUUUGAUAAUAUGUUUUACGCUUUUAUUACGAUCGACCAGCGCAGAGUGGGUCCAGCGGCCCCAGGGUACCGCCCGAUGAUCCCACACGUUUUGGCGAUAAAUCCCGCGGUGCCGGUGCAGGACCGCUGUCCCUUCGCUCUGGACGCUGCUCCCGUGUCGUUGACUUCCUCUGUAUGUCCUCUGUUUACCAAAGUCCCGCCCCGUGAUGGGGCUGAAUCUGUUUUUCGACUUGCAAUGAAGAGAAGAAAACAUCGGAUUUUUGUUUACCAAUGCCACUUUCGGAUACGUUUCGCCGUUACAACAUACCAAAAAAUAGGAGCACACGCAAAAAAAAACAUAA